CCCUAUGAAUGUAAACAGUGUGGGAAAGCCUUUUCCCAACCUAGUAGUCUCCAACUGCAUAAAAGAACACAUACUGGAGAGAAACCCUACAAAUGUAAUCAGUGUGGAAAAGCCUUUUCACGAAACGGACAUCUCCAAGUACAUAAAAGAACACAUACUGGAGAGAAACCUUACAAAUGCAAUCAGUGUGGGAAAGCCUUUUCACACCCCAGUACUCUCCAUGUGCAUAAAAGAACACAUACUGGAGAGAAACCCUAUGAAUGUAAUCAAUGUGGCAAAGCCUUUUCACGACAUGGACAUCUCCAAGUACAUAAAAGAACACAUACUGGAGAGAAACCCUACAAAUGUAAUCAAUGUGGUAAAGCAUUUGCAUAUUGUAGAAGUCUCCAAAGUCAUAAAAGAACACAUACUGGAGAGAAAUCCUACGAAUGUAAUCAGUGUGGUAAAGCCUUUUCAGAAAUCGGUAAUCUCAAACUACAUAAAAGAACACAUACUGGAGAGAAACCCUACGAAUGUAAUCAGUGUGGUAAAGCCUUUUCACGACACGGACAUCUCCAAGUACAUAAAAGAACACAUACUGGAGAGAAACCCUACGAAUGUAAUCAGUGUGGUAAAGCCUUUUCAAAAAAAGGAAAUCUCCAAGUGCAUAAAAGAAUACAUACUAGAGUGAAACCCUACAAAAGUAAUCAGUGUGGGAAAAACUUUUCACAACACGGACAACUCCAAAGGCAUAAAAGA
Messenger RNA from Meriones unguiculatus (Mongolian gerbil), 738 nucleotides. Its product is annotated as zinc finger protein 120-like. The transcript has a single exon. Gene Ontology annotation, cellular component: nucleus. Gene Ontology annotation, molecular function: DNA-binding transcription factor activity, RNA polymerase II-specific; RNA polymerase II transcription regulatory region sequence-specific DNA binding. The annotation marks the transcript as partial. Gene Ontology annotation, biological process: regulation of transcription by RNA polymerase II. NCBI's taxonomy places the organism in Eukaryota, Metazoa, Chordata, Mammalia, Rodentia, Muridae. The record is from RefSeq and is a predicted model, not a curated record.